Molecule: messenger RNA, 7280 nt
Organism: Brassica napus (rape)
Lineage: Eukaryota; Viridiplantae; Streptophyta; Magnoliopsida; Brassicales; Brassicaceae
Product: 14 kDa proline-rich protein DC2.15-like
Exons: 1
Coding region: 955-1290 (111 amino acids)
Source: RefSeq, a predicted model, not a curated record
UUGUAGAUCCCCAUGAAAGUGGACCUAAAAUUUAUGAAUCAGAGGUAGCAAGAACAAGAAGACGACAGAGAACGUAUAACCUAAUUGGAAACGUGGUGUAAUCUGAUUCUUAACUUACACCAACUUUUAAAAAUGUUUUAACCGGAGGUUUAAAUUAAUUUAAACCGAAAACAAAUUGAUUCCAACCAAAAUUAAAAAUUCAUUUAAACCAAAAAUAAUCUAAACUGAACCAAGUUAUACCAAAUCGAAAUCUUAGUGAAUUUAACCAGAAAUUAAAAUUUUGUGGAUAAGUCUACUACAAUAAGUGUGUCUUAAUCUGGUAAUUAAAAUUUGAUUUAAAAGUCUGCCGUCAAAGAUGGCAAUUUUAAAAAUCUGCUACCAAAUGAAUAUAAAAGUCGACCAAAAAUUUAAAUCGGAUAAACAUAUCUUUCAUAAAAAUUUAUGUCUAUUACUCUUAAAAAGUCGGUUGAAGGUAAUUUUAAAUCGGUCUAAAAAAUCUAACUGAUACGAUAUAAAACUGCUAAUUUUAAAAAAUCUGUCACUUCAUUCGAUAGACUAAAACAGAUAAAUCUAUUGACGACAUUAAAUCGGACAGAUAAAUCAGCCAUCUUUAAAAAAUCUGUUGUAACUUAAAGGUCUGCUACCAAAUACUCGGCAGAUAUAAAUUUAACAGCAGGUUUAAUUAACAGAUUUAUAUCACAAUAGAUUUGUUUUUUUGUCAAAUAAAUCUACCGACGAUUUUUUUUUCAAAAUUUAAAUGGCAAUUUUGUAAUAUACUUUUCUGCUCACAACUGUAAAAAAGGACAUUUUCGACCAUAAAAAUAUUUUAGUAAUUUUGAACUUUUAAGAUUUAUUCUAGUAAUAACUCAAGUAAUUUGACUCGUUUUAGUAAACUUCCCUUUUUCUUAUAACGUAGAUUACAAAACCCUUAUAACCCGACUCAUAUAUUUAUCAAUGGCUUAUUCAAAGAUUGCUCUCUUCCUCAUUUUGAAUAUCAUUUUCUUCACCUUUGUCAGCUCGAAUCCAGUCCCUUACCGCAAACCCACUUGUAAAAAUGCUCUUAAAUUCAAGGUUUGUGCCAAUGUGUUGGAUUUGGUUAAGGUUUCUCUACCACAAAGAUCCAAAUGUUGCGGACUUAUCAAAGGUCUAGUUGAUCUCGAAGCCGCGGUUUGUCUUUGCACCGCCUUAAAAGCUGAUCUCCUUGGCCUCAAACUAAAUGUUCCAAUUUCACUAAGUGUUAUCUUAAACCAGUGUGGUAAGAAGGUUCCAUCUGGUUUCAAAUGUGCCUAAGGUUGCGCAGUUUUAAACUGAGACUCUAAACCAUUGCUUCAAAAGUUCGUUUCUAGUUUUGAGAUUUCUAUUUGUUUCUACCAGUAUCCAUUGUUGUACUUUUUUACAUGUUUAAUCAAUGAAAUAAUAAGGUUUGAUUCAAAAAAUUAAAAUCAAAUGUUGCUUAUUCUUUUUAAUUAACGGAUGCUCUUAAUUUUCAGUGUUACGUUUUAUUAGAGUGUCAUACCAUGAACCUUUUAAACUUAACAACGAACGUGAAAUGGAUGCAACCAUGGAUGCAACCGACUGAAUAUUUUACUUAUUAUAUUCUUAUUAGCACGUACUUAAUCAUGCAUGCCAUCAUGGUAUACUCUGUCACUGUCGCCACAUAUUAAUCAUUUGAAAAGUUAAUAUUAAGAGGAGCAUGAUUUUAAUGAUUGGAUGAGACCUGACCAGCAAAUAAUUAAAUCACCAACACAAGUAUAGUGUUUAAAUAAAAAAGGUAUUAUUACUUGUCCCAGUUCCAAAAUUUAGAUAAAAUUACUAGAAAGAUCAAAUCGCUAAAUAAUAAAAGAAAUUGAAAACAUGUAUCGAACAUAAAUGAAUAACCGAAUGUCCAUCCCUAGCUAAAGAAGAAAAUGUUAUAAAGAGUAAAAAACAAUGAAAAUAAUUUUUGAAUAAUAUCAACGAUUAAUUAAUUCGAAAAAUUAAGGCAUAUAAUUUGUAGAUUGUAACAAAUGGAAUGAUUAGCAAACUAAAACACAUUGAUAAAUUAUUUAAAUAUUUGAUGUACAUUAUUAUUCCAAAUGCUAAAAAGAAAAUCUGGCAAUAAAUGCAACCGAAGGAUAAAGAGAAACAAUAUGCGGACACAAACUAGAUGCAAGUUAAUCAAAAUAAGUUAGUUGCAUUACAAGAAAACUAAAAACAGACACAUAACAAUUGUUGGUAAACUGUAAAAUGAAUCCAAAAGUAACUAGACAAGUGGGAUUGAAUAGCAAUUAUAUUUUUGUUCAAUUUUUAGUGAUAAAUAUUUUCAAAAAUAUCAGUUUAGUUACUGCAGCAACACAUAAAAAUGGAAUAUACAUUAUAGAUACACAAGUUUUCAAUAAAAUAUAGUGAUAUUUUAAAAUUAAAAUAUAGUUAAAAUAAUAAAAAUUCAAUAACACAAAUAUAAGAAUUAGGAAGAAGAACCUAACUACUUAGCCAAAAAAAAUUCUACAAUUUCAAAUCGUUACUAAAUAUGAUAAUAUCAAAGGGUACUAAUGAAUAUUAAUAUACAGUUAAAAUUUUCAUGAUCUGAACUUGAAAUCAUAAUUUUCUAUUCUUUGGUGUUCAAUUCCCGUCAAAAAUUUAAAUUGAUGUAAAUAUCAAUUUUCUGUUUGGUUUGACUUUUUCACAAGAUUAUGCAUCUGUGCCAUAUUUUAUGCAUAGCGUUUUACAUAUUUAAAUCCAUGUUAUUUUAUGUAUUUUAUUUAAAUAAGAAAAUGGGACAAAUCACAUAUUUACUAAUAUUUAAUAACGUUUUGGCGACGUAGCUAUUUUCUGGCUGGUUCCCAUUCUGUAACUAAAAUCAAACAUAUUUGUUUUAACAUGUUACCAAGAUUAAUUUAUAAGCUUGAUGUAUAAUUCCAGUAACACUUUCUUUCUUUUUAUUGCUGUUUUGAUUAAAUUAUAAGAAAUUUAUAUAUUUGAUAAUACAAACGUUAUCUUUCUGUUUGAGUGAGGCAAUAAUAUAAUGGUUAUUGCAUUACAUGUAAUCAAUUUAAAACAUUAAUACAUACAAUUUGUAGAUAUGAUUAGAUUGAAUGAUUAGCAAACUAAAGUACAUAGACAAAUUAUUAAAAUAGUCUCUUUAUAUUAAACCAAAUUUUUGAAAAGAAAUCUUGCAAUAUUUGAAACUUAAGGGCUAAAGAAAGCCAAUAUGCAGACACAAACUAGAUGCAAGAUAAUCAAAAAUAAGUUACACGCAUUAACAAAUUAAAAAACUCAAAAUAGACAAAGAAAAAUUAUUGGUAAACCGAAAAAUGAAUCCAAAUGUAACUAGACCAACAGGGGUAGAAUAAAAACUAAUUGUUUGGUUCAACUUUAAUGAUAAAUAUUAUCGAAAAAAUCAUUUUUAGUUAUUUCAGUGACGCAUAAAAUGAAAUAUACAUUAUCGAUACACAAACAUUACAUAAGACAAACCUUUUGGCUUAGACAAAAAGUUUUCUACAAUUUCAAACAUUACUCAUUAUGAUAAUAUCAGAGUGAUCUAAAUCUUAAUAUUCAAUAAGAAAAUUCAAUAUUUGAAUCACAUAAAAUCAUAAGUUUCUAUUCUGUUGGGUUCUAUUCCCGUAAAAAAAAAUUAAAACUGAUAUAAAUAUCGAUUUUAUGUUUGGUUUGACUGCUUUACAAAAUUUGGCAUGAUUGCUAUAUUUAUGUAUAGUGUUUUACAUUUAAAUCUGUGUUAUUUUGUGUAUUUUAUAAAAUGGGAUGAAUCACAUAUUUACUAAUACAUAAAACCUUUCUGGCGACUUAUCUAUUUUCUGGUUAGUUCUUUUUCAGUAACUAAAAUCAAGCCGUUUUGUAUUAACAUGUUAUAAAUUUUUAUAUCUGGAGAAAGUGGCAGAGCAUAACAAGAUUAAUUUAUAAGCUUGAUGUAAAGUUCCAAUUGCACCUUUUUUUCUUCAGUCCUGUUUUGAUUAAAUUAUAAGACAUGUAUAUAUUCUAUAAUAUUUGAGUGAGACAAUAAUAUACUCCCUCCGUUUUAUAUUGUAAGUAGUUUUAGCAAAAAAUGUUUGUUUCACAAUAUAAGUAGUUUUCAUAUUUCAAUGCACAUUUUCUCUUUAUUGGAUAUUGUGUAACCAAUCAAAUAAUGCUAGUUUUUUUAUAAUAGGUUGAGUUUAUUAAUUAAAUAAUAUUAUUUACAAAAACAAUAAUUUUUUAAUAUUAGUGUUUUUAACUAAAACUACUGGAACAGAGGGAGUAAUUAAUGUUUAUUGCAUGUUACAUGUAACCAACCACUUACGAUCCUUAACGAUUUGCAAGAUCAACCUUAAUGUUUCCAUUUUCAUUGAGUUUUAUAUUAACCCAGUGUGAUAAGUAUUGGGAGAUCGAUGAGAUCGAUCAUAUCGGAAUUAUGGAAAAUACAAAAAUAAGGAAAAAUCUAUAAGAAUCUGGAAAGACCAAGAAUAGUAAAAAAAAUUAACAUUUAUCUAAUAUGUUACACCAUAUUAGUUUAGAAAAUUAUAUUGAUUUAUUCUCUGUAAAAACAUAUGUAUCUUGUAACAUUAUUUGGAUGAGAGUCUAAUAAUAUUCUUCCUAAACACUUUUGUGUGCUAUAUUCUCAAUCUAUUAUGGUAUCAGAGCCUUGUUUGUUGACCCAAGUAUAGUGGCCCAAGAAGGUUUAUUAUCAGUCCUAAAGUGGAAUCCGGUUCAAGAUAGACCGAUAAAAGUUAUCAUCUCAAGGGGCUGUGUUGAGAUCUCACAUCGGAAGUUUAAAGUGACCAAUAUUGAUAUAUAAAAAUUUAGGUCAAAUCCACUUAUCGCCAAUUGAUUUUAAGAGCCGUGCCAACACUAUAACUAACCGAAGCGGUUGAAAAUAAAAUGCCUCAGUUUUUCAAAAAUGAUAUAUUAAAUACUAUCUUAUGUAGCAAAGGUAAUUAAAAACUAACAAACAAAAGAUUCAUUUUAAUAACAUUUUAAAAUUUUAAAAUUACCUUUUUCUUUUUCUUUUUUAGCAACACGUUCAUGAAACUAAGAUGAACCUUUGGUUCAAUACAAAGUUAGUAAUUUUUAUUUGGUCACUUAACUACUAAAAUGUUAUCACGUAACCACAAGAGCAUAACAAUCAGCCUUCUAAAUUUCUCUUCGUCUAAUCCCAUAUCCAGCGUAUCUAACUCUAUGUAUGUAAUCAUUUUUAUUAUUUAGAUUAAAAUAAUAUUAAUUAAUCAAAGUGCCUUAAUUAAAAACAGUAACUAACAAAAAGAUGCCCUAGUAGUUUGUUUUUUAAAUGGCUGUCAUAGACAAAAGAUUCAUUUCUUACAACUAAGGUACGGAUUGGUUUUAAGUUUGAAACCUAUUGUGAAGUCAAUUUUAACAGUAAGAGGGUUCCAUCUGGUUUCCAAUAUGCCUCGAGAUAGCACAUUUUUAAACUGAGAUUCUAAACUAUUGCUGCAAAAAUUCGUCUCUUGUUUUGAAAUUUUUAUGUGUUGCUACCAAGUAUCAACUGUUGUACUUUUUACAAGUUUAAUCAAUGAAAUAAAAAAAUGGCUCAAAAAUUAACAACCGAGUUGUUUAUUAUUAUUAAUUAAUGGAUACUCUUAUUUUUUUAAGUAAUGUGUUAUAACCUGUACCGUACCAUGAACCUCUUAAAUUUUACCAUGUACAUAAAAGUCUAACGGAGAGAUGUUCCAUAAGAUUUAAGAGAGAAAUAUUGAGAAUUUUAGUUUUGAAAUGUUCCUAAAGCAAUAAAGAUAAUUUGUUCUUUAAUCUUUGUGUUUCAUAGAUUUCCAUAGUUAAUAUAUAUUUUCUAACUUCUGAAGUUUUUGUCCUUAAUACCUAAUUGGUCUUGAUGUCUCUGUCUGUCCUUGGCAUUAGCUAAUUAAUGUUCCCACUUGGUUGAAUCUUAUCUCAAACCCAUGUGGUAAAAAGGUUCCAUAUGGUUUCUAAUGUUCCUAGAGAUAACACAUUUUUAAACUGAGAUUCUGAACUAUUACUAAAAGUUGGAUUCUUAUUUUGAAGUUUCUGUUUAAUUCUACCAUUAUCUAUGUUGUACGUUUUUAACAUGUUUUGUUGAUGAAAAAAAUGUGUUCUGGUUCGAAAAAUAACAAAGGCAUGUUGUUUAUAUUCUUGAAUAUUUUGAUCCUCAUAUUUUUCAAAUAUUCAUGUCAUAACCAUACCAUACCAAAGAGCUUCUAAAGUUAACUUCGUAACCAAUUAAUUCAUGAAUUUAAUCUAGUGUUACUGGCAAAACAACUGUGGAGAUUGAUACAAUUCGUAGAUUCUCUUCUUUGAGAGUUUUACGUAGACGAUAUCAUCGAUUAUGCUUGCCUUUGCGUGCACCAGCAGCUGAGAUUUUUUCUUACGUUUGGACAAGUUUUAUGGCAGCUAGAGGUUUACUUACCUUGGGAAUCAGACAAAAGGUACGUCCAUGAUUUCAGAUACUAGUAUGAGAAUAUCCUUGGAUCCCUACGAUCCCUACUAGACCAUCUCGACCUUCCGCACGAGUCGUUCAUCCACGUAUGACAGUGAGUGAGUUAAUCCAUUGCCAAAUGUGUGGAACGUAGAAAUGCUAAAAAAAAUUGGUUGCUCAAGAUGAUAUACCACUUAUUCGGAGUUUGGCCAUAAGCCAAUCCAAUAGAGAUGACAAAUAUAGUUGGAACUAUACAAAAAGUGGGAUGUAUAUGAUUAAAUCAGGAUAUUGGGUUGCAAGGAAUAUUAUUUGUCAGGAACCUGAAGUAAUAGUAUCAGAGCCUAGUAUCACAAAGCUUCAAGUCUUCGCUUAGAAAAUCAAUGUUCCACAAAAAAAGUGUCAUCUAAUAUGGCAGAUGCCUUCUGCCUACUUAGCAGUCACUGGGAACUUAACAUGUAGUCAUAUGUGAUGUGAUAAUCAUUCUUAUAGAUGUGGAGAACCUGAUUAAUCAUUUAAUCAUGCGAUUUUUUAGUGUCCACCUUGUUGGACCCAAUUUUGGUCAAUACCAUAAUGGGCCGCGAUUAAAGACAUGGGCCUUAAAGGGCCGGAGCCCGUAGCAAGAAUACGAGCUCGAGAAGGAGUCACCGAGGUCGCGGAGAUCGUGCAACAAGGAGCUGAGAUCGCGGAGCUACCACAGAGAUCUCGAAGUCGACUGACUAUAAAGGAAGAGGAGUGGAAACAGAGGACACGUUGAAAACCCUAGAGAGAGCUACACACUUACAUCGAUCUUGUUGUCUUCCCACUUUUAGAUUCUUUCUUUACCGAUCUCGUUUGUAUCACUCGAUCUAGUUCAAUUCAUUGUAUUCGAUCUUAUUCAUCAAUAAAGUCCAUUUUCACC